Molecule: messenger RNA, 666 nt
Organism: Urocitellus parryii (Arctic ground squirrel)
Lineage: Eukaryota; Metazoa; Chordata; Mammalia; Rodentia; Sciuridae
Gene: Tmem225b
Product: transmembrane protein 225B
Biological process (GO): negative regulation of phosphatase activity
Source: RefSeq, a predicted model, not a curated record
AUGCUGACUUUAGAGGACAAGAACAUGAAGGGACUCACCUGGGCCAUAGUCCUGGUCUUGACCUCCCUGGGCUACCUGCUCAUACUGCUGGUCUCCAUCUUUCCCUUCUGGGUGCGGCUCAUGGACGAGGAGACCCAGGAUGUGUUUUUCAGUGGCCUGUUUGAGAACUGCUUCCAUAUCAAAUGCUGGAAGCCUCGACCCUUAUCCAUCUACAUCCUCCUGGGCCGGUUCUUCCUGAUCUCUGCAGUUAUCUUGGCUUUCCUCACCAUCUUCCUCACGGUGUCCUCUGCAUCUGAACUCUUCCCAAGGACUUGGAAGCACAAUGUUGUGUCAGCCACUGUCAGCUUCCUCACAGGGAUCUGUGCCUUCCUGGCCAUGUUGCUGCAUGCCCUGGAGAUCCGGGAUCUGAGGAUGAAGCCCAGUCCACCACAGUUCUCCAUGCAGUGGCCUUACUACAUCCUGGGCUUUGACAUCCUUCUGUUCCUGGUGGCUGGUGCCAUUUGCCUUUCUCAAGGAAAAAUCUGCCUUAGAUGUCGCUUGUUGCCCAUUUACCAGAGCACUGAAGACGUCCAGGGGACCCUACACUUGGAAAAGCUGGAAAGCUUGGGAGGAAAACUGAGCUGGGUACAAAAGGAGACCCAGCUGAGGGAAGCAACAGUUAUCUAG